GUAGAGCGGUAACAUAAAACCUCAAAAAAAAAAAAAUAAUGUUGUUUUUGCCACGGGUUUGGACACCACAAGUUCGCAGCCACCUCCGGUACUACGCCAACAAAUCCAAGUCUCAGUUAAAACCGCCAAUGGCCGACACCGUCCCAAAGGAAGUGGUGCACGAGGAGAUUUUCCGUUAUGUAAACCCAUUUGCCAGGAUCAAUGUAGUAUCCGAUCUGAUUGUGCGCGUCAAGUCGGCCGAUGUGCAUCAAUACACCAGUGGUAAUGUGUUUAUAGCACAACUGCACGGCUGCAAGCCCAAAAACACAAAAGUCUCGUUUGAUGUCAACGUUUCCGACGAUGAAAAAAUCGUUAGUGUUUCGGUAAAGAAGUCGGCGGAUAAAGUAUCCCGAUUCGAGUGCCACCUUCAAGUUCCGGUUCGGUCAGACGUUUUCAUAGAAGGAGGAGACAAUGUAAGCGUUGAGGGCAUACAGAGCGAGUGUCUUCAGGUCAAGACAGAAGGUGCCAUUGUUACCAAGAAUGUGCGGGCCACAAACAUUUCGCUAUACAGUGAGAAUGGUAACAUCAGCUGUGAGGGUACUCUGCUGGGAAAAUCCACCGAAAUUGAAACUCACAAUGGUAAUAUUGAGUUGGACAAGCUGCAAGGAGACAGUCUGAAGUGCUCUACCAAGGCAGGCAACAUUGUCACAGACUGUUGCUAUGUGGAGCAAUCAAAAUUUCAAACAGACACCGGUCGCCUGGAACUGAGAAAUGUCCACAAGACAAGCGAAGUGCAUAUCCUUCAGUCCGGCGAGCUCAAUAUGACUGGAGUCCAUGGCAAUCUGCAGGUGUCCACCAAAGGAGGCAGCUUAAAUCUGCAGCUUUCAGAGCUGAUGGGGCAGUGCAGUAUUCUGGCUGAUAACUUGGAAAACGACGCCGUUAUCCACAUAUCAGAAAGCAUUGAAAACGAGUCGAACAUUGAAGUAACAGCCUCUGAGGUCAGGUUAGACGACGAGCUAGAGCAUGUGGCACAUGCGCUGAGCGAAGACAAGAGCAAAUUUGUACUCAGCAAUGUGAACCAGCAUCAGCGUCUGAUUGUCAAAAGUACUGGAGAAAAAGGUGUUCGCUUGGGAAAGCAAUCCUGGAGCGACAUGAUGCGACAGAAGCUUCAGGAUAUGGCCACUAAAAAUUUAAAAGAAACAAACACUACUCAUUAAGUUACGAAUAUAUUGUGCUGUAAGCUAAAAUAUCA
Molecule: messenger RNA, 1231 nt
Organism: Drosophila guanche
Lineage: Eukaryota; Metazoa; Arthropoda; Insecta; Diptera; Drosophilidae
Exons: 3
Coding region: 39-1196 (385 amino acids)
Source: RefSeq, a predicted model, not a curated record